This is a messenger RNA of Musa acuminata subsp. malaccensis (wild Malaysian banana), 1920 nucleotides long. Its product is annotated as amino-acid permease BAT1 homolog. NCBI's taxonomy places the organism in Eukaryota, Viridiplantae, Streptophyta, Magnoliopsida, Zingiberales, Musaceae. The record is from RefSeq and is a predicted model, not a curated record. Gene Ontology annotation, biological process: gamma-aminobutyric acid transport; transmembrane transport. Gene Ontology annotation, cellular component: membrane. Gene Ontology annotation, molecular function: gamma-aminobutyric acid transmembrane transporter activity; L-lysine transmembrane transporter activity; L-glutamate transmembrane transporter activity.
UCAUAAAUAACAUUCCCGGUUUAUCCACAUGGCUCGUCGGAUUCCCAAUCCACCCCUCCGAAGCAGAGUAAAAGAGUGCCAUACUCGUCUUCGAGAUCCCUUCGCUGAUGGAUUCCCCAUCUCCUCCUCUGCUUCUUCUGAUGGCGGUGAUUCGUUUCCGAGCGUGUGCGCGGUGAGAUUGCAGUGAUCGUCGCUGAUCGCGUGGUCCUUGGCUAUAAAGUUGGCCUGCGGAUGGAUUAGUGUUGUUGUUGUCGAGAGCGAGAGAUGGUGUGGGAGAGGGACGAGGCCGCCAACGGCGGAUCCACCGGGGUUGGCAUCGACGAUCCGGCCGAUGCUGUGGAUUCCGGGCAUGCGCGGCUCAGCGAGCUCGGUUACAAGCAGGAGCUCAAGCGCGACCUCUCGGUUUUGUCGAACUUUGCCUUCUCCUUCUCCAUCAUAUCGGUUCUCACCGGCAUCACCACGCUGUACAACACCGGCCUCCGGUUCGGCGGCACCGUCACCAUGACCUUCGGUUGGUUUCUUGCUGGGGUCUUCACCAUGUUCGUCGGACUCUCCAUGGCCGAGAUUUGCUCGUCGUACCCCACGUCUGGCGGCCUCUACUACUGGAGCGCCAGGCUCUCCGGCCACGACUGGGCCCCCUUUGCUUCCUGGAUGACCGGCUGGUUUAACAUUGUUGGGCAGUGGGCUGUCACAACUAGUGUAGAUUUCUCACUGGCGCAACUUCUCCAAGUGAUGAUUCUACUCAGCACUGGUGGAAACAAUGGAGGAGGAUAUCUUGCUUCUAAAUAUAUGGUUAUUGGUUUUCACGGAGGCAUUCUCCUAAUUCAUGCCAUUCUGAACAGCCUUCCUAUCACAUUGUUAUCUUUAUUUGGACAAAUUGCUGCAGCAUGGAAUAUACUGGGUGUCUUUGUGCUUAUGAUCGCCAUACCUGCAGUUGCUACUGAGCGUGCCAGCGCCAAAUUUGUCUUUACUCAUUUUAACACUGAAAACACUGAUGGAAUCCACAACAAGCUUUAUAUAUUUGUCUUGGGACUCUUAAUGAGCCAAUACACACUUACAGGUUAUGAUGCAUCUGCCCAUAUGACAGAGGAAACUAAAAGUGCAGAUAAGAAUGGUCCAAGAGGAAUAAUUAGUUCCAUCGGCAUAUCAAUCAUUGUGGGCUGGUGCUACCUACUUGGCAUCACGUUUGCAGUUACCAACAUUCCAAAUCUUUUGAGCAGUGACAAUGAUGCCGGAGGAUAUGCAAUCGCUGAAGUAUUUUAUCUUGCCUUUAAGAGCAGAUAUGGUAGCGGGACUGGUGGAAUCAUUUGUCUAGGAAUUGUUGCCGUUGCUAUAUUCUUCUGUGGCAUGAGUUCAGUGACGAGCAACUCCAGGAUGGUAUAUGCCUUUUCGAGAGAUGGAGCCAUGCCUCUAUCCACAUUUUGGCACAAAGUGAACAAGCAAGAAAUCCCAAUCAAUGCAGUUUGGCUCUCCACAUUUGUAUCAUUUUGCAUGGCCUUGACGUACCUCGGAAGCUUGGUGGCGUUCCAAGCGAUGGUGUCGAUAGCUACCAUUGGGCUUUACAUUGCCUACGCAUUGCCCAUCUUUUUUCGGGUGACUCUGGCACGUAAGUCAUUUGUUCGAGGACCCUUCAACCUUGGCCGCUAUGGCGUAUUGGUAGGGUGGAUCGCAGUUCUCUGGGUUGCAACCAUCACCGUGUUGUUCUCCUUACCGGUGGCUUAUCCCAUUACCAAGGAUACUCUCAACUAUACUCCGGUGGCUGUCGGCGGCCUACUCAUCCUCACUGUUUCAUGGUGGGUAUUAAGCGCUAGAUACUGGUUCAGAGGGCCGAUAACCAACGUACCAACCUGAAUUCUAAUGUGGUCUUUCUGUAUGCAAGAUUUCGAUUCAACCCAUUGAUUGAAGUAGUAAUUCUUAAUA